CACCCCGCCAGGUCGCAGCUCGGCUCCUGCGAGCUUCCGCCGAGACCGCCCCCCGGGAAGCCGUGUUUCCUUCCUGCAGUGGCGGCCCCGCGUGGGGCACGGAGGGGCUGGCGCGCCCAGAGGCUGCAGGCCUUCCCGAGGGCGCGCCCGCAGCGCGCUCCGCCCCGGAAACACGUCCCCUCCGCCUCGGCGCGCUUUCCAAACACUCGGGUGUCCUCGCUUCCCGCUGCUUAGGGAGCUUCGUUCUUGCCCGCCAAACCCGCAGCCACCUGGGCGCUGCGAUGAAGAGGACCCGCGAGGAGGUGGAUGCCACGCUGCUGAUCGCCAAGCUGGACGCGGCCGAGCUGCUGCCCGCCGUGCACUGCCUGAGCUUCGGCCCGGGGGCCAGCGGUGCUGCCGCCGGCGACUUCUGCCUGCUGGAGCUGGAGCCCACGCUGUGCCAGCAGCUGGAGGAUGGACACAGUCUGGUGAUUCGUGGUGAUAAAGACGAGCAAGCUGUGCUGUGCAGUAAAGACAAAACGUACGACUUGAAGAUAGCAGACACUUCCAAUAUGCUGCUUUUCAUUCCUGGUUGUAAAACGCCAGACCAGCUGAAGAAGGAAGAGGCGCACUGUAACAUUAUUCACACUGAGAUCUUUGGUUUUUCUAAUAAUUAUUGGGAAUUAAGAAGAUGUAGACCUAAGUUAAAGAAGCUAAAGAAACUUUUGAUGGAAAAUCCGUAUGAAGGACCUGACAGUCAAAAAGAGAAGGAUUCAAAUUGCUCAAAAUAUACAACUGAAGAUUUGCUUGAUCAAAUUCAGGCAAGUGAGGAAGAAAUAAUGACCCAAUUACAAGUUCUAAAUGCCUGUGAAAUUGGAGGUUAUUGGAGGAUUCUUGAAUUUGAUUAUGAGAUGAAACUUCUGAAUCAUGUAACUCAGCUUGUGGAUUCUGAAUCAUGGUCUUUUAGAAAAGUUCCUUUGAAUACAUGCCUUCAGGAACUUGGACCAUUGGAGCCAGAGGAAAUGAUAGAACACUGUCUUAAAUGUUAUGGGAAGAAAUAUGUAGAUGAAGGUGAAGUUUAUUUUGAGUUGGAUGCUGAUAAAAUAUGCAGAGCAACAGCACAUAUGCUGCUUCAGAAUGCGGUGAAAUUCAAUCUCGCUGAGUUUCAAGAAGUGUGGCAACAGAGUGUUCCUGAAGGAAUGAUCACUAGUCUUGAUCAGCUUAAGGGUUUAGCGCUGGUGGAUAGACACUCAAGACCAGAAAUCAUAUUUUUGCUGAAAGUAGAUGAUUUACCUGAGGAUGAUCAGGGACGUUUUAAUAGUCUUUUCUCUCUAAGGGAGAAGUGGACAGAAGAAGAUAUUGCUCCAUAUAUUCAAGAUUUGUGUGGAGAGAAGCAAACCAUAGGUGCAUUACUCACUAAAUAUUCUCGUUCUUCGAUGCAAAAUGGUGUUAAAGUUUAUAAUUCGAGAAGACCCAUUUCUUAAAAGAACAACAGUCUUUUCUUCGGGACUCAAGUUGCUUUAUAAAGUUGCUGGAAACAAGAAAAAUAACUUGUACUUUAUUUCUGACUUUUAAAAACCUAGUCUUCUAAGGCAUUUUUUUCUCCUCAUCUUAAGCAUUUUGAAACUACUGUUAUUUCUUAAAUGUUAUAGGAUGUAGCUUUCCAAUUAUAUUUGUAGUAUGUACACAGUGUAAACAAGGGCAAAAGAAAGUAUUAUUUCCUGUAUUUAGUAUGUCUGAGGUCUCUAUGGUUUACUUAAAGUUUGGUUUUUUAUAUUUAAAAUGCCAUUUCUUCAAUUAGGAUUUGAUAUUCUAAUCAUUAAAACAUUGAAGUUUUUCAGAUAACUAAAUAGUAAUAGUUUCAUAAAAGAGACUUAUUUAUUCACUUAAAUAUCAUUUCUCAAGUGAGUUCCCCUCUACUUUUAGCCUUCCACCAAAACUGGCAGUCACUAGGUACUAUCAGUUAUUUAUAUUCUUAGUUUACAUUCAUGAAACUGGCUGAAUAAUUACUCCUCUGUUUGCCUGGCAUAGACAUGCACUUUGGAAAAAAAUGGGUUUAUAAUUCUAUAAUGAAAAAUACUGGCACAGGUAUGCUCACUUGAAAACUUCAGGUAAUUUCUAGUGGGUUUUGGAAUGCUGGCUAAAGUUCCUUUAUAGCUUUGUUUGCCCCAUUUGUUUUGGUUUGGAUCGAAGUUCAAAUUAAUUUUAACGUAGUUAAUGAACCUGUUACCAGGACAGUUGGAGGGGGUAGGCCAAGGUUAAAUGGUCCAAGUUUCAAAAAUGUUAAUUUAUAAUCCAUAAUUAAGCAAGAUUUAACUGUUAUAGAAAUUUACAAGUUUUAUUCUCACAAACAUGAAAUAUGACACAAUG
This is a messenger RNA of Sapajus apella (tufted capuchin), 2349 nucleotides long. RefSeq names its product DNA replication and sister chromatid cohesion 1 (gene DSCC1). Gene Ontology annotation, cellular component: chromatin; nucleus; chromosome, centromeric region. The record is from RefSeq and is a predicted model, not a curated record. Lineage: Eukaryota; Metazoa; Chordata; Mammalia; Primates; Cebidae. The transcript is spliced from 9 exons. Bases 282 to 1463 code for a protein of 393 amino acids. Gene Ontology annotation, biological process: mitotic sister chromatid cohesion; maintenance of mitotic sister chromatid cohesion.